Penicillium cataractarum is the source of this 585-nucleotide messenger RNA. RefSeq lists its product as uncharacterized. The coding region runs from base 1 to 585 and encodes 194 amino acids. NCBI's taxonomy places the organism in Eukaryota, Fungi, Ascomycota, Eurotiomycetes, Eurotiales, Aspergillaceae. The transcript has a single exon. The record is from RefSeq and is a predicted model, not a curated record.
AUGUCAGAGUCCGUGUCAAUACUCAGCCUUUCCUCAACGACUGAAUCUGCCGAAAAAAUAUCCACCUCCGUCGCGACAACAUUCAGGACUUCCGGGACGACUGAACUGGCCACGACCACCACGGCUGAAUUGGCCUAUACCGAAUUAAGACCAUCAUCCAGCACAGUCGUCGUCUCCCAAACUCAGACCGACUCUAGGAUCUCUGGCACCUCCACAUCAAGUACUACUUCGGUAAACCCGACGUCGAGCUCUAGUGAAAAUAUCUCGAACGCAACAAAUACCUCAUCACAAGCAAAAUCUACGGGCUUGUCUGUGGGUGCAUCGGCGGGAAUUGGGGUUGGAGUUGCACUAGGCGUGCUUCUCUUAGCACUCUCAGCUUUCAUUCUAUAUCGUUACAAGCGAAAGCGAAGAGCAGUCGCACAAGAAGAUGGUGGAAGGAAAAAUACAUACCCAGAGCUACCGGAACUAGGGAUUGAUGGUCAGAAGUAUGAACUACCAGCUGGAAAGGGUGGAAGCGCUGUUGAGCUUGCGGGCGAUACGCCUAAAAGUAGACAGACACGGACGGAUACCCAUGAGCUAGAAUGA